AUGGAUGAAUCAUCAAUCGAUAUUAGCCUUAAAUGUGUUAUUUGUUUCGAUCCUUUUGUAAAUCCUUCGUCGACACCAUGUGAUCAUACUUUUUGCCGAUCUUGCAUUACAAAGUGGAUCGAGGAAAAUGAUCGAUGUCCCGCAUGUGGCAAGAAACCCAUAUCAAUACAAGGUUUGAGAGCAACGAAUCGCGUUGUCUUCGAUAUACUUGAUCGUCUUCAAGUUCGAUGUAAAGCUUGUCGACAAUCAAAUAUUCAACGAAGCAAUUUUGAUGAACAUUUGAAUAAAUAUUGUUUAAAAACUUUUGUUUCCUGCUCAGCUUCAGAUCUCAAAUGUCCUUGGCAGGGACCAAGAGAUAAUUUUCAAGCUCAUGUUACUAUAUGCUCUUAUGAAAUGAUGAGACCACUCUGUGAAAACUUGAUAAGUAUAAUGAACAACCUCACUGAAAGGGUUCGACAAUAUGAAAAUCAAACUAGAGAACAUGAAAAUCGUGUUAAUUUACUUCAAAUCGAAAACGAUCGAUUAAAAGAUCAAGUUAAUUUACUGGAAAACUUCUGUGCCGAAAAAGCAAUCAGCUUACAAAAAUUGACUAAUACCGAUGCCCAACGACAAGGCAUGUGUAACCAACUUAACGACAGAAUGCAACUGAUGCAAAUUCUCUCAAGCCCCAAUGUGAAUCAUAAUCCUCGUCUUGAAGAAGUACUUUCUCGGUGUCAUUCUUAUUCCACUGUAAUGCUCAAUGAUUCGCGAAUAGAUAAUUUUGAUGUACCUUUUAUUAUUCGCAAAGCAUUGAUUAUGAAACAAUGUUCGGUAUUAAAUUUAAACAAUAAUUUCAUCGAAACUACUGGCAUUGAACUCUUAGCUAAUGCAUUACGAUCCAAUGUUGUACUUAAACGACUUUCUCUUAAGGGUAAUCGAGCAGGACUCAAGGGCGUGGAGUACUUAGCUAAAGCAUUACUGACUAAUACUACACUUGAAGUACUUGAGCUUCAAACCAAUUGUAUUCCUGAUAUGGCUGCUACCUAUGUAUCUGAUAUGCUUCGUCAUAAUCAUACAUUAAAAGACCUUUUUCUUGGUUAUAAUGAUAUUGAAAGUCGAGGAAUGGAAGUAAUGGCAAAUUGUCUUGAUAAUCAAAGUAAUCUUGAAAUACUUAGUUUGACCGGAAAUAGAAUAGACGAUAGAUGUGUUAAAGCACUGGACAAGAUGCUUAACAAUAAUAAAAAAUUACAACAGCUUGAUUUGCAUGAAAAUAAACUAUCAUUUGACGGCAAAACUCGACUACUGCACAUCGUUGCUGUUAAAAAAGGAUUUAAACUAAAUAUUUAA
Molecule: messenger RNA, 1326 nt
Organism: Rotaria sp. Silwood2
Lineage: Eukaryota; Metazoa; Rotifera; Eurotatoria; Philodinida; Philodinidae
Source: the annotation of a GenBank genome assembly